AUGGCUGACUACACCUCGUCCACUUCCUUCAACCCCUCCACCACCAACAACAACGCGUGGACUGCCUCCAACAUGCCCUCCACCCACGCCUCGCCCGUCUCUGCCACCUUCCCUCUCGAUGGCUUCACUCAACACACCCCCCAAGCUCCAAUUCUCAGUCUGGCCCUUGCAGUCGACAUCAGCGCCUCGCCCGCCUCGAUUGACGACACCAAUAUCACCACGGGAACACCUGCUUUGUUUGACUCUCUCAAUCCCGACGUCAACACUAUCGCGGUCUUGAACAACACCGUCGCCCCUCAGGACUUUUGCCUGUACGAGAGAAUGGAUCCCUCGGCCUUCGACUUUCCCCUCUUUGGCGACUCUUUUAAGCAGCAAAAGUUGAAGCAGGGAGGCUUGUUCCAGAACCAAUUGACGGACGAGGAACUGACCCUGGCACUCGACAUGCAGCACCAGCAGCAGAUGGGGCAACUGCGCUAUAUCCAAUCGCACGCUAUUGGAUCCGACGACCUGUCGACAGCAGCAGCAGGCACCUCCUUUGGCGAGCACCCUCUCAUCUCAGCUGACAUGGGGUUCAGCAGCCCCAUGUCAACGUCCGCCUCGAGCAACAAGGUCUCGUUUGGGUUCGACAGCCUCGCCGCGCUGAUGGACGACUCCGCCCUUGAUCUUAGUCAUGUCACCGCUGCCAUGAAGAUCCAGGCCCAAGUUCCUUUCCACGACCACCAGCACCAGCACCAGCAGCAAACUCAUGUCUUCUACACUCCUGGCCAUGCUUCUGAUACCCCUCUCCUUGACGCACCUUCGACCCCGUGCCUCAGCUCGCCCUUCAGUCCUUCCUUGGAUACUCCGGCGAUGCCCCACCUUGGCUUCAAGUUUGGCGGUGACUUUGGAUGCGGCGACCAGAUCCCCCUCUUUGGUACUGGUGGACCGAUGUUUCCCUUCCAGUUGCCGAUGCCCAUUCAGCUUGGCCAUGUGAUGCAGUCAAGAGGAAGCGGCAUGGUUGCGCCCCAAUCGACCCUUCUUAAUGCCAGUCCCAAUCCGCCUGCGCCACUCACAUUCGGGGGGCUUUGCGAGUCUGAGUGUAACCUUAUCACGUCCACCUCGUCCUCCAUCAAAAAGGAGGAAGAAGACACUGCAAAAAUCUCCCACUUUUCCCUUUCCGACUUGUCGACUUCUUCCAACUCUCCCCUCUUCUCCGACUUUGACGACGACAACAACUCUGACGACGACGAUAUGGACUUCAAGGACGAUGCCGACGACGAGGAUAUGGAGUUCUUCGACGUCAAGUCCUCAGCCCCAGACCACAGCGCAGCAACCUCAUCCUCCAACACCGUGGUUAGCUUCGUCUACAGCGGAAAGCGCAAGUCCACCAACGACGCUCCUCGUCCAGCCGCCUCGAUCGCAUUGGAAAGGCACUCGUCCAUCUCUGGCAGAGACAACGACAAAGGCAACGACAGUGAGAUCGAUGCCGACGACCACCAAGCCGACUCGAACUAUAUCCCCGUCGCCACCUUCAUCCACAACCGCAAGCGAAAGGCAGUCCCCGCGCCCGCUUCCCCCUUCAAGAGGACUCGCCCGACGUUGGCGAGUCAUUAUGGGGGGAACAAUGGAUCCUCCUCCUCCUUGUCCUCGUCCUCAUUUGCCACCACCAAGCAGCAGUUCGAUAUGGAGACCGGCCCACUAUCACCUUUGUCGAACCAGGACAAGCCGGACAAUCUGCCCCCAGCCCAACGGAGCUCCAACAAGCGAGGACCCGGCAAGAAGCGUCCCACCAGCAGCGAUUGCCACCGACCCUUCGUCUGCGAUCACCCCGACUGUGGCCGUGCGUUCAAUCGCCUCUUCAACCUGCGCUCUCACGUACGAACCCACGACCCCAACUCUGAGCGCCCUUUUGUCUGCGAGGCGGACGACUGCAAGAAGGCCUUCACCCGCAAGCACGACCUCCAGCGUCAUGAAACAUCAGUUCAUCAGGGCCAGCGUCGAUAUGUCUGCGACACCUGCAAGAAAUCCUUCUCUCGACAGGAUGGACUCCGCCGCCACUACAGACGAGAGGUCAACAGGUGUGCUCCUGGCCAAUUUGAGGGUGUCGAGGGAGAGGAGGACCAUGUUGGCUUUGGAGAGGAGGACCAUGUUGGCUUUGGAGAUGAGGAUGACGAUGACUUUUCCGACGCGUCCGAUACAGAGAAUCGACAUUCUGCGACUUGA
Molecule: messenger RNA, 2202 nt
Organism: Linnemannia hyalina
Lineage: Eukaryota; Fungi; Mortierellomycota; Mortierellomycetes; Mortierellales; Mortierellaceae
Source: the annotation of a GenBank genome assembly